UAUGCAACCAUUCUUACUUGGAACUAAAUAAAAUACUAUUUCAGAGCUUUGUAACUGUGAUCAGGUUAAACAUGGGCAAAAGAUUCUUCAUUUUCGUUUUUCUUCUUCUUUCUCUCUUGUUGAGUUCUAUGUUAUCUGCAACAGAGGCAAGGGCAUUGAGGGAUUCAAAGUUGCGGUACAGCAAUGCUGGUAAAAAGAUUCACAAGGCAAUGAUUAAAGGGUUGGUUCUUCAUGCUGUGAAGGUUUCAGGGCCAAGUCCGGGUGAUGGACACAGAUACAAUAAUCUUCAAAUUACGGAAGAUGAGAAAUCUGGUCCUAGCCCUGGAGAGGGACAUAAGUAAAUCAAUGGCGCAAUAACAAGUGACUUCAACAUUGAUUCAUUUCUUUUCUCAUUCUGAACUUCUUAGAUUGUUUAGUCAUAACUACGUGCAAAUAUUUGAUGAAAGUGUUGGUAUUAGAUAUUUGAUGAUAGUUAUUUUGCAUGUUUCUUUGGGCAAAUACGAAAGUUGUUGGC
Messenger RNA from Durio zibethinus, 514 nucleotides. The record is from RefSeq and is a predicted model, not a curated record. NCBI's taxonomy places the organism in Eukaryota, Viridiplantae, Streptophyta, Magnoliopsida, Malvales, Malvaceae.